Molecule: messenger RNA, 996 nt
Organism: Desarmillaria tabescens
Lineage: Eukaryota; Fungi; Basidiomycota; Agaricomycetes; Agaricales; Physalacriaceae
Exons: 6
Coding region: 1-996 (331 amino acids)
Source: RefSeq, a predicted model, not a curated record
AUGGUUCUUCUUACUGUUCGCAUGACUUAUCUGCCUCCAAGGGCUGCUGCCUUCGCUCCCGGACCAGAAAUAUCCAAGAAUGUGAUCAAAAAGCUCCGCAAGGACUUGACGUCUCUGAACAUCCCGCUCCCCAAAGUGUCUUCUAUAAAGAUCCCGACGAAGGGUGUUGUCAAGUUUUACUGGAAGACAGAAUUAGGCAGCCCAUUCCAUGAAAUUCUGAAGAGCAGAAUAUCAGACGCAUCGCGACAACAGAUGUCCAAGCUGUCAAUCUCAGCUAUUACCUUGAAAGAACCAAAGAAGAAAACCAACCCUCCGCCUCGACCUGUGGCACACCAUAGUCCCCCAUCGGUUCUCAUUUCUCAGAUGACAACUAUCCCACAGAGUGCUUUGGAUGCACCAUCACAAUUAUUUCCAUCGGAUCAUACCCGGAUUGCACAGAUGGACGUGCCAUAUUCUCAAUAUACGAUGCCAGGUCCAGUACCUUCGCAGUCAGAGGUCCCGGUACCCAUGUCCUCUGAGAUGCCUGGCCCAUAUUCUAUCCCCGUGCAUCAACCGGAGACACUCUCGUUACCUCAGAGUACUCCUUUGGAAGAAGUGACAUCCGUCGUGAUCGGCAAGCGAACCUCGCACUCGGUGUCCCCCCCACCGUCAGCCAAAAGAUGUCGUAGCAGAAGCCCGUCCGAUGACGACGAACUCUCCUUGCUGCACGAGCUUGGGUCGCUCGAUGAAGCGAUGAUGUUUCUUGCCGCACGGCAGUCAAGGAUACGGGAGAAGCUCAAAGAUAUGGGAGUGCAGACUGUCCCUGAGCCUAACUUUUUAUCCCGGGAUCAAUUUGAACUCGAAAUCGAGGCAGAGAGGAAGCAGAGGAUUGAGUGCGAGACGGUCCUGAUGGAUAUUCGGCGAGAGUGUCGGGUACCUUUUAUAGUUCCUGCCUUAUUUGACGCGUUUAUUGAUAUUUCGAAAUUGACGACGGCUGCUGUAGAUUCUCUUCAUUAA